AUGGGGAAUCGAAUAAUGCAUCGCAUGGAUGGAGGGAUGGAUGAGAAAGGAGGAAGCAACAGCGAGGGAACGGAAGGGGCGGGGUUGCCUGUAUUGCUGAUUCUGGGCAAGGCGCUGCGCAUCGUGCUGACGUACGCCAGGGACGAGAAUCUGGGGGCUCUGGGCGGCAAGGAGGCCAUCCAGUCGCCCUCCGCAUCGCUCGCCACCCACUCAUUCGCCAUCGAGUCUUUCCAUGAGGACGUUUUGAAGAGGAUACAAGAAACUAACAACUGCGACAGCGUUAGUGAGGCGGUGCGGCUGUUGCUGCACCACGUGCAGGCAGCGGUGUCAGAGGCGAUCCUCUUUGGCCUCGUGCGCUGCAAGCGCCCCCUCAACUGCACCUCCUGCCCCGCCCACGCCGCCGCCGCUGCUGCCAAGGUUGCACCCUCUGCUGCGCCUGCCGCUGCUGAGUAG
This is a messenger RNA of Closterium sp. NIES-65, 453 nucleotides long. The record is from the annotation of a GenBank genome assembly. Lineage: Eukaryota; Viridiplantae; Streptophyta; Zygnematophyceae; Desmidiales; Closteriaceae.